CUAGGUGUGCGUCCAAUUUCACAAACCCCACACCUCACUCAUCAUCAUCAUCAUCAUAUAUACCACCAAACACAUCUCUAAGUUUCUGCUCUUUGUCUUUCCUUCUUUCUUUCUUUAAAGCCCCUCUCAAAGACACACAUUUUGGUUUUGUGCUGCUAAGAAGGGGAAAAUGGGAAGGAAGUGCUCACAUUGUGGAAACAUAGGGCAUAAUUCCAGGACCUGUGCAUUUUUCAGAGCAACUUUUGUAGGAGUUCGCCUCUUCGGGGUUCAACUAGACAUAUCAAAUUCUAAUUCUUCUCUCACCAUCAAGAAAAGCUUUAGCAUGGAUUCCUUGCCCUCAUCAUCCUCUCCAUCGUCCUCAUUUUCUUCCUCAAGAAUAUCCUCCAUUGAUGACCUUUCUGACAAAAACUCUAUUGGCUAUUUAUCAGAUUCAGAUGGCCUCAUUGUUCGACCACAAGACAGGAAGAAAGGAGUACCAUGGACAGAAGAAGAGCACCGAACAUUCCUUGUUGGCCUUGAGAAGCUGGGAAAAGGUGACUGGAGGGGAAUCUCUAGAAACUAUGUGACUACAAGAACUCCAACACAAGUGGCUAGCCAUGCUCAGAAGUACUUUAUUCGGCUUGCAACCAUGAAUAAGAAAAAGAGACGUUCAAGUCUUUUUGACUUGGCUGGUUUUAGCAACACAAAUCAAAUUAACAGCUCUAACUGCAAAUCAGGUGAUUUAGUUUCUACAAAAUCCAAAUGUGAAACUCAUGAGAACGAUGUCACCUUGUCACUUCUUCAACUAGAAACCAAAUCAGAUGAGAAGAAAGACAAUGAUAAUUAUUGUCAAGCUCAACCAACUGCAGAACAUGCGAUGUGGCUUCAUUCUCAGGUGAAAUCUUCGAAUAAUAAUGCAGCAGUUGUUCCUGAUCUGGAACUCACUCUUGCAGUGUCCAAAGGCAAGAAUAAGGCCCUGGAACAAACUAAAUCAUCCCCAGAUUCCUUCCUUCUUGGCCCAAUUAGCGUGACUUGAACUGUGAAGGGUUGCACCCCCUUUAUUUGUUGUCAAGUACUAUCAAUCAAAGAAAACACAUUUUUCUUGUUGGUGUUAA
Messenger RNA from Cajanus cajan (pigeon pea), 1094 nucleotides. RefSeq names its product transcription factor MYBS3. The record is from RefSeq and is a predicted model, not a curated record. Lineage: Eukaryota; Viridiplantae; Streptophyta; Magnoliopsida; Fabales; Fabaceae. Gene Ontology annotation, molecular function: zinc ion binding; DNA binding. Gene Ontology annotation, biological process: response to ethylene; response to gibberellin.